CCUAUUUUGUCGAUAGAGAAUGGGGAUAAGGCAAUUUUUUUCUUUACUUUUAUACAUAAUUGAGUUUCACCCAUUAAUUAGGAGUCAAUGCUUUAGGCGAAAAGGAUCAGUAAACUAAUGAAAUCUUUCUUAGCUCUAGUGGAGAAACAACUUCCGGACACAACACACUGAACCAUCACUUUUAAUCGUUGGUGGACCGGCAGAAUUCUCUUUCCCAGUGCUCAUCCUCAGUUCCUCUCAGGCUUUGAUCAGUUUUUAGGUAGUAAUCAUUUUAUCCAUUGGAACACCACUAACACUAUUUCUACAGAAAAUUGAGUGAAGCUUGGACAGGGAUAUGGUAGAGAAAUAGCUUUGAUCUCUACUAUUAUGCAGAAAUUAUAUGUCACUUUAGAAAGAGAGUGGGUUCUAGUUCCCUAUAGAGAUGAAAUUGUAUGUUCUUCUAAGAAAAGAGAAUGGGUCGCCGUUCCUCUGUAAAAAGGUGAAGAUGGACAGUGCACAUUGAAAAUAUUACCUGCACAUGUGAUUAUACGGUAGCAGAGAACAAAAUCUGGACCCUUGCAGAGGGAUCAAAAUGCGAAACCUUUUGCAAUUACUCGGUCUCAAUUUGUUCUUUCACUGAGCACGCAUCAGUCUGCAGCCGAUUUUUCGGUGCUGUUGAUGUCAACUAACAAGAACAAGUACAAGAACAGAGCUUGACAUGGGAAACAUUUAUACUCGCACCUUUUCUUUGUAGUAUAAUAGUCAAUCUUAUGCAGUAGAAACAAAAAUCAAUCUAUAUCUAUAUAUCUAUCUAUAUCUAUAUAUAUCUAUAUAAAGGAGGAUUUCAAGAGGAUGAUGUGUCAUCUUUCAUAUCUCUCCAUCUUAUUUUUCUGAUUUUCAGGCUCUUCUUGGUGAUUUAAAAUUAAAAUUAAAAUAUUUUUAAAUUAAUUAUUGUUCCUUUAUUUUUCUAGCUUAUUAAUUGUUACAGUUAUCCGUCAAAAAAAAUAAAAUUUUGGUACAGUUAAAAGACCUUUUGCUUUCCAUUUCAAAGCUUCCAGUUCUGAUCGAUCCUCAGAUUCCCAGUUUCACACAGUAUUCUGAGUUUCACACAGUCUCUUCGCCAUCUGCGGUGAUCCAAGCUCUUGGAAUUUGAAAAUUUUCGUGAUCGAGUAAAAUUAUGAAAAUUGGCUCCUCAACGUUGAUCACAGCGCCACAUGCGUGAUCAGAUGCAGCAGAGUAAUACUGCGGCAACUGCUAUGUAUGAUUAGCCUAGGACUACUGGUGGAUCGCUGCGCAGUGCGGGUUCUGCUACUGAUGCUGGUGAUGCAGUCAUGGCACGGUGGCUUCAUUAUGCCUGGUUGCAGCAUCUGGCCUCACCCUUGGCUACUUCCGCUGCAAAUGAUCAUCGCAAUAUGCUCAUGCAGAUACAUCUGAAUUCUGAAUUGAAUUGUUAUCCGAAAAAUUGAAUUUACCUUUUACGCUUUUUGUUCAGUGCUAAUCAUUUCAACAUAUGUGCAAUGUUUAUGUUUUUGUUUCCUGAUCAAACAUGAUAUAGGAAUUGGAAUUUUUAAUAUAUGUAUAUCAUAUGCAUUUUACAUUUUAUUGGUUUAGUAUAAGAUUUUGUUUGGCAAUAACAGUCGUUAAUGUUAUUCUUUGUCAGUUUGAUUGUUCGAAUUGUUAAUUUUUGUUGCACCAAGGGUUAUGGAGCACAAUCUGCUGAGGAGAAGCAGAGGCUUUUCAAACUAAUGAGACACCUCAAUCUUAAUGGAGAGUACGGUUCAGAACCAUAUACUCCGACUGCACAAAAUUCUGUUGCUUUGUUCCUGUCGUGGGAUCCUUGCAAGAGGCCAACUGCCUUGGAAGUUCUUCAGCAUCCUUUCUUCCAGAGUUGCUAUUAUGUUCCUCCGAUCCUCCAAUAGCUGCAGUUGCAAGGACUCCUCCUGGAUACAACCAAGUAUGACAAGACUCUGAGAAAUCCUGCUGUGAAGAAUUUUAUAUAACUAUUCCAUCUCCCGUGAUUUUUUUGAUGCUGACUUGUUAGUUACUACAUGUUUGGUCAGUAUCUUCCGUAAUUAUUUAUCUGUUGUACUUUUUUUUGGUGUUGCAUACUUGCGAAAUUGUUGUAAUAUUUGAGUUGUGUAUAUUUUCUUUCAUCUAGCCAUACUUUAUGCGGUC
Daucus carota subsp. sativus is the source of this 2154-nucleotide messenger RNA. Its product is annotated as cyclin-dependent kinase F-4-like. Bases 1623 to 1898 code for a protein of 91 amino acids. The record is from RefSeq and is a predicted model, not a curated record. The transcript has 9 exons. Lineage: Eukaryota; Viridiplantae; Streptophyta; Magnoliopsida; Apiales; Apiaceae.